Oryza brachyantha (malo sina) is the source of this 826-nucleotide messenger RNA. RefSeq lists its product as uncharacterized. Lineage: Eukaryota; Viridiplantae; Streptophyta; Magnoliopsida; Poales; Poaceae. Bases 75 to 731 code for a protein of 218 amino acids. The transcript is spliced from 2 exons. The record is from RefSeq and is a predicted model, not a curated record. Gene Ontology annotation, cellular component: chloroplast thylakoid membrane.
CCAAAGCAACGAGGGCGAGGUGAGGUGAGGUGAGGGCGUGAAACUUGGCUGCUUCGUCUUCCUCGCUCCUGGCUAUGGAAGCCUCCUUGCUCGUUACGCCCAAACCUUCCAUGUCCAGGACAGCGUCCUUGCUCUUCUCCACAUCCACCAGGAGGUGCAUCGUCGCCAGCGCCGCCAAGCAGGACAUGGAGAGAGGCAUAGGAGGAGGAGGAGGAGGAGGAGGAAGAAGGAGGAGCAACGAUGCGCAGCAGCAGAGUACGUCGAGCAGCAAUCCGCGAGGAGCUCGGGGCCUGCUCGCGGCGGCCAUGACGAGCGGCGCCGCCGCGCUGCCGUGCCAAUGCGAUGCCGCUGCUGCCGCCUCGCCGGAGCAGCAUCAGUGGAAGCGGGUGGCGGAGGAGGCGUGCAGGGUGGUGGCGGUGGUGGGGGAGCUGGACCCGGCGACGGCGAAGGCGGCGAUCGGGGUGGCCGGGCCGGCGCUGUCGGCGUUCGGGUUCCUCUUCAUCCUCCGCAUCGUCAUGUCGUGGUACCCGAGGCUCCCCGUGGGCGAGUUCCCCUACGUGGUGGCGUACGCGCCGACGGAGCCGUUCCUCGCCGUGACGAGGAAGGUGAUCCCGCCGGUGGGCGGCGUGGACGUGACGCCGGUGGUGUGGUUCGGGCUCGUCAGCUUCCUCAGCGAGAUCCUCGUCGGGCCUCAGGGAUUGCUCGUGCUCCUCUCUCAACAAAAGCCUUGAGCAUCCUGUCGCCGCCGUAGUUGAGUUUUUCACCACCGGUUAAACUUUCACUGGCGAAUUUCAGAUGAUGAAGUGAACAGCUCGUAUUUCCUCUC